AUGGUCUUAGUGGGAAAAAAGCGCGAGGAGAAUGUUGCUGAGCCUGUGCUAGCUAAUUUGCUGGCUGAUGACCGUACGCCUUGGUACAAGAAGCCGAAUCUGAGACGACUCUAUUUCAUCUUAUUUCUGGCGUGCAUGGGUAUCGAAAUCACAUCAGGAUUCGACUCGCAGAUUAUCAACACGGUUCAGAUUGUGUAUACCUGGAACAAGUAUUUCGGUCAUACGACCGGGAAGACCGUGGAUGGACGCCCCGAGUACGCAAUUGAAGCGAACCUCAAGGGCUUUCUUGGUGCUGCAUACUCUCUCGGGGCUAUUCUCUCCCUGCCUUUUGUCCCAUACCUCAACCAGCGAGUCGGACGACGAUGGACGAUUAUGUUCGGUUCAUGCGUGAGCUUGAUCGGGGCCAUUAUCCAGGGCUUCUCCAAUGGAGUGGCUAUGUAUAUUGUCGCGCGUAUCCUUCUAGGAUUCGGAAUCCCGUUCUGCAUCGUCGCUGGGUCAUCACUGCUAGGUGAACUGGGUUACCCCAAGGAGCGACCGAUUCUCACCUCCCUGUUCAACUCCUCCUACUUCAUCGGCCAGAUCAUUGCCGCAGCCGUGGGCCUGGGAACGGUGACCAUUGCGUCCAACUGGGCAUGGAGAAUUCCAUCCCUACUUCAGAUUGCACCCGCCAUGGUUCAGAUCCUGACGGUGAUGUUCCUCCCUGAAAGUCCCCGAUAUCUGAUCAGCAAAGACCGUUACGAAGAAGCCUUUGAAAUCCUCACCAAGUACCAUGCGGAGGGUGACCGCAGCUCGGUCAUUGUCAAGGCCGAACUGGCGCAGAUCGAACAAACCAUCAAGAUGGAGCUCGAAGAGUCAAAACAAUCAUGGUUGGAUAUGUUCCGUACGGCCGGGAUGCGCCGUCGGCUGUUCAUCUCCGCUUUUCUCGGCCUGUUUACCCAGUGGUCCGGCAAUACCCUCAUCUCGUACUAUCUAAGCGACCUUCUUAACAUGGUCGGAAUCACCGACAGUGUGACCAAGUCCAAAAUAAACAUCGGCAUCGCCUGCUGGGGUCUCGUCUGUGGCACGGCGUUGGCGCUCACAGCGCCACGCUUCAAGCGUCGACCGAUGUACCUCACCUGCGCAAGCUGUCUGCUGUGUGUCUACAUUGCAUGGACUAUCUCGAUGGAGCGCUUCAUAAGCACAAAGGCUCAGUCCGCAGCCAUUCUGACCAUCUUCUUCAUUUUUGCCUACUCCCCCGCCUACAAUCUCGGCUACAACGCCCUAACGUACACGUAUCUGGUCGAGCUGUUUCCUUACAUGGGUCGCUCACGCGGUAUUUCAUGGUUCCAGUUCUUUGGUCGCGGCGCAGGCUUCUUCGCUACUUAUGUGAACCCCGUUGGUCUCGCGCGCAUCACCUGGAAAUGGCUCUUGGUGUAUUGCUGCUGGCUGGCAUUUGAGUUGGUGUUUAUCUACUUCUUCUUCCCCGAAACUGCGGGCCGCACUCUUGAGGAACUGUCGUUUUUGUUCGAAGACAAAGACAAGGCCAGAGAGGUCGCUGCGGUCGUCCACAAACAUCUUGAUGAGGAUGACGAGAAUAAAAGGGCCACGACACAUGUGGAGGUCCAGGAGACCAGGAGCUCCGUUUGA
This is a messenger RNA of Penicillium cosmopolitanum, 1626 nucleotides long. RefSeq lists its product as uncharacterized. The record is from RefSeq and is a predicted model, not a curated record. Gene Ontology annotation, cellular component: membrane. The transcript has 7 exons. Gene Ontology annotation, biological process: transmembrane transport; carbohydrate transport. Lineage: Eukaryota; Fungi; Ascomycota; Eurotiomycetes; Eurotiales; Aspergillaceae. Bases 1 to 1626 code for a protein of 541 amino acids. Gene Ontology annotation, molecular function: carbohydrate:proton symporter activity.